CGCGCGGGGGCCGGCGGGGGCCGGCGGGGCCCUCCCCUCCACCGGCACAUUCCGAGGGGGGUCAGACGCGGUCCCGGAUCUCUGUCUCCUCGCACUCCCUCGUCGGAACACCGCCGGACCGCGUGUGCCCCUCUCUAGUGUUGAGCCUUCAGUUUUAACCCCCUUCAAUCAUGUCUGACGACGAGGAACAAUACUCUGAGGAGGAGGAGGAAGAAGAAGAAGUGAGGGAACAGGAACCUGAACCCGUAAGGAAGCAAGACAGUAAGCCUAGGCAAUCGCUCAGAGGAGAUGAAAAACAGGGAGACCCCGAGUUCGUCAAGCGCCAGGAACAGAAGAGCUCUGCUCUCGAUGAACAGCUGAAGGAGUACAUCACAGAAUGGCGCAAACAGAGGGCAAAGGAGGAGGAUGAGUUGAAGAGGCUCAAGGAGAAGCAAGCUAAGCGCAAGAUCAUGCGUGCGGACGAAGAGAAACGCAUGGCCCAGCGCAAGAAGGAGGAGGAAGAGAGGCGGCAGAGAGAGGUUGAAGAGAAGAAGCAGCGCGACAUCGAAGAGAAGAGACGUCGCCUGGAGGAGGCGGAGAAGAAGCGUCAGGCCAUGAUGUCCGCCCUCAAGGAGCAGAGCAAGAGCAAGGGCCCCAACUUCACCAUUAACAAGAAGGAGGGCUUCAACCUCUCAUCAGCUCAGAUUGAGCGUAACAAGACCAAGGAGCAGUUGGAGGAGGAGAAAAAGAUCUCCCUGUCCUUCCGCAUCAAGCCCCUUGUCCUCGACAACAUGAGUGUGGACAAGCUUCAGCUCAAGGCCUCCGACCUCUGGGAACAGAUUGUCAAGCUGGAGACCGAGAAGUACGACUUGGAGGAGAGGCAAAAGCGCCAGGACUAUGACUUAAAAGAGCUGAAGGAGCGACAGAAGCAACAGCUCAGGCACAAGGCCCUGAAGAAGGGUCUGGACCCUGAGGCCCUCACCGGAAAGUACCCCCCCAUGAUCCAAGUAGCAUCUAAAUAUGAACGCAGAGUGGAUACCCGGUCAUACGAGGAUAAGAAGAAGCUCUUUGAAGGCGGUUGGGAGACCAUCAGUGCGGAGCAAUUUGAAGCUAUAUGGAAGGAUAGAAAUGAAAUGUUCUUAAAACGAAGAAAAACCAAGCUGCCCAAGUGGUUCGGCGAGAGGCCCGGCAAGAAGAAGGGCGCCCCAGACAGCCCCGAGGAGGAGGAGCUGAAGGGAGGCGCCGAUGAAGACCUAGACGAGCCUGCGGGUGCCGCAGAGGAGGAGGAAGAAGAGGAGGAAGAGGAGGAGGAGGAGGCCGCUGAGGAGGAGGAAGAAGAGGAAGAGGAGGAGGAAGAGGAAGAGGAGGAAGAGGAAUAAAUUGUCCGACCAUUCUCAAGGCACAGGAGCCUACACGCGUUCUACCAGACCAUCCCACAGGGCAUGGUCUUCGGACAGCAACGGCAGAAACCAGUAGCUGCACCACCGACCAAAACGCUGUCCAUAUUUUUAUCAUUGUACGUUACGUCCAGAGCACUUUUACUCAUAACGCUAUCUUUAUAAAUACAUAUUAUUAUAUUGAUUACCAUUGUAUAAAAUUCUUCGUGUAUAUGACUUCAACUCGCAUGACUGAUAAAAUGAAAAUGGUGAGAAAAGGAGAUUUCGAAUAAAGGCAACAAACAUUCGGCUCGGACAGGUUUUUCCAUGUCUUGCGGAUAUAUCCCACAAAGAAAGUGCAAGAAGAGACAAGGAGAUCUGUCUAGCAAUCCCUACUCAGCGCAAUUCGAAUCAAUCUCAAUAACGUGCAACUUAUCGCGAUUGCAUUCCUUUGUGACCUCAUCCGAUUUCCGCUUUCGCUCUUACUCGAAGAUGGAAAUUUCACCCCCUUGUACAACUGAAUUGAAAAAUAAAGUUAGGAAAGUUUUAA
Molecule: messenger RNA, 1905 nt
Organism: Frankliniella occidentalis (western flower thrips)
Lineage: Eukaryota; Metazoa; Arthropoda; Insecta; Thysanoptera; Thripidae
Gene: TpnT
Product: troponin T
Exons: 14
Coding region: 171-1358 (395 amino acids)
Biological process (GO): regulation of muscle contraction; sarcomere organization; muscle contraction
Cellular component (GO): troponin complex
Molecular function (GO): tropomyosin binding
Source: RefSeq, a predicted model, not a curated record